AUGUCAGCUCUGAAGAAGGUUUUGCCAGGCAUACUGCAGAAGCAUUGCUGUAUUUUACCAGACAGGAACACAGAAUCACAGUGCACACUGUGUGGUGAACCAGAAGACCAGCAGUAUUCAUGGUCGCCCUCGCAGUACUUCGAUGAGGACAGCUACUCCCCUCCACCCAGAAACAUGAAGGGUCUUUCUGGCCGCCCCACCCAGCUCCAACUCACCUCUCCCACCUCAGCCCACACCUGCGGCCUGGCCGACUGCGAUCACUCCCUAGACCACCACCUCCACCAUGGGGACUCACGGCCCCCCUCCUACCUCCUCAGCCCCACUGAGAGCUGCCCUCUUGAGGGUCAUCACCGCUGCUCCCCACGGAGCUCCAUCCACUCUGAGUGCAUGGUGAUGCCUGUGUCUAUGUCCACCACUGACCACUCCGUCUCUAGCAGCACUUUUCCCCGCAUGCACUAUGGCAGCAGCAGGGACUCCCGAGACGACGGUGGCUCAUCGUCACACGGCGGCAGUGGCAAAAUGAACAGAAUCCCAGCCAAUCUCCUGGACCAAUUUGAGAAGCAGAUGCCUCUGCACCGUGACGGCUUCCACACACUGCAGUACCAACGCACUUCCACCACCACCACCACCACGGAGCAACGCAAUGAAAGCCCCGGGCGAAUACGCCACCUAGUCCACUCGGUGCAGAAGCUCUUCACUAAGUCCCACUCUCUAGAGGGAUCCUCCAAGAUGAAUGGUACCAAAGGUGACUCGCACCGGGAUGGCUCACACCACCACCAUCACCACCACCACAGCCACCAUAAACACAGCAAACGCAGCAAGAGCAAAGAACGCAAAGCUGAUGGCAGCGGCAAGCAGCGCUCGGGAGGGUGGUGGAGCUCGGACGACAACCUGGACAGUGACAGCACGUACCGCACGCCGAGCGUCAUGUCACGACACCCGGUAGAUCACAUCAGCCACUGCUACCCUGACUCAGUGCACGGGCACCUGCCAGGGGACCUGUCACUGAAGACCUCCAAGAGCAACAAUGACGUCAAGUGCUCGGCCUGCGAGAGCAUAAGCAUGGCGCCGGAGGGCAAGUUCAUGAAAAGGAGCUCCUGGUCCACAUUGACAGUCAGCCAAGCCAAGGAGGCCUACAGGAAAUCUUCACUCAACCUGGAGAAACCGAUGACGCCCACUGAUCUCAAGCCCAACCUCAGACCCUGCCACUAUCUACAGGUGCCCCAGGAUGAGUGGGGAGGUUACCCCGGCGGUGGGAAGGAUGAUGAAAUCCCUUGUCGUAGGAUGAGGAGCAGCAGCUACGUUAAAGCCAUGGGGGACGAGGAGAGCGGGGAGUCGGACUCCAGCCCCAAGACCUCGCCGCAGAAGACGGUCCGGCCAGACGCCCUGGUCAAGGCCAUCAUCAGGCCCAGGGACCUGCUGGACUCCCAGAGUCAGAGCUACCACUUGCAAGCCACCAGGGACAUGCACCCUAGCAUUGCCCUGGAUCCCUCUGCCAACUACAACUCGCCCAAGUUUCGCUCCAGGAACCAGAGCUACAUGCGAGCCGUCAGCACGCUCAGUCAGGCUAGCUGUGUUAGCCAGGUGAGUGAGACAGAGAUAAAUGGCCAGUUUGAGUCAGUGUGCGAGUCGGUGUUCAGCGAGGUAGAAUCACAGGCCAUGGAGGCUUUGGACCUGCCCGGCUGUUUCAGAACCAGAAGCCACAGCUACCUGCGGGCCAUCCAGGCUGGCUACUCCCAGGACGAUGACUGUAUCCCCCCCAUGGCCUCUUCCACUGUCACCUCCACCAUCCGGUCCACCACAGCUGUCACCUACACACCCAGCUACAAGAAGACCCCUCCACCAGUCCCGCCCCGCACCACUUCCAAACCCCUAAUCUCUGUCACGGCCCAGAGCAGCACCGAGUCCACCCAGGACGCCUAUCAUGAGGGGAGGCACCCUCGUGGCGGGAUGUGGGCGUCUGACGGCCUCGGGCUGGGGCUGAGCCUGGGCAGGGCCCUCUAUAACUCCACCGACAGCCUGGACAGCACCAAGGCCGUGACGAUAGCCAUGGAGGCGGCCGGGGUCAUGGCUGGGAAAAGACACCCGUCAACGGACAGUCACAGCUCGGUCCUGACCUGUGACAAGGCCGUCCUGGUGUCCAAGGCCGAGGAGUACUUGAAGACGCCUCGCUCCUCUAUAGGGAUACAGGUGGAAGCAGCCACGGACUCGGAAUCGGAAAGCAAAGGCUCGCGGGAAUACCAUUCUGUCGGGAUCCAGGUGGAGGAUGAAAAAAAAGGACAGGGCAGGUUCAAACGUUCCAACAGUGUGACUGCAGCCGUGCAGGCCGACCUGGAGAUGGAGGGCUUCCCUACAAUGGAGGACAAGGGCCUGCAGUUCGGUGGGGGCUUCCAACGCCACUCAGAGCCCAGCACGCCCACCCAGUACGGGGCAGUGCGCACCGUACGCACCCAGGGCCUCUUCAGCUACCGCGAGGAUUACCGCACCCCUGCCGAGCCCCCUAGCCCCAGGGAGACCAGCAGCGAGACCACCUGGCAGCUGGAGCCACCUUCCCCGAGGGAGAGCGCGGCCUCGUCGGGCGAGUCGGGCAGGGCAUCCCCUUCCCUGCGGAGGGACGGCAGCUGGUUCAUGCAGCUGCUGCACACAGAGACCAAGAGGAUGGAGGGCUGGUGCAAGGAGAUGGAGGCUGAGGCGGAGGAGAACGACCUGUCAGAGGAAAUCCUAGGUAAAAUCCGGAGUGCAGUGGGGAGCGCUCAGCUGCUCAUGUCUCAGAAAUUCCAGCAAUUCUACUGGCUGUGUCAGCAAAACCUGGACCCCAGUGCGAUGCCGCGGCCCACCUCUCAGGACCUGGCUGGGUUCUGGGACCUGCUGCAGCUUUCCAUCGACGAUGUCACCAUGAAGUUUGACCAGCUGCAGCAGAUCAAGAACAACAACUGGAGGCCCAUAGACAGCCCAGAGAAGAAACCACCAGCUCCAGUACCAAAGAAGACAGUGCGUCAGAAGAGCGCGGUGACGAGGGAGAAAUCCCUGGACCUCCCAGACAGGCACCGGCAGGAGGCCCGUCGGCGACUCAUGGCAGCCAAGCGGGCGGCCUCCUUCCGGCAGAACUCGGCCUCGGAGCGAGCGGACAGCAUCGAAAUCUAUAUCCCCGAGGCUCAGACUAGACUUUGA
Molecule: messenger RNA, 3171 nt
Organism: Myripristis murdjan (pinecone soldierfish)
Lineage: Eukaryota; Metazoa; Chordata; Actinopteri; Holocentriformes; Holocentridae
Gene: dlgap2a
Product: discs, large (Drosophila) homolog-associated protein 2a
Exons: 14
Coding region: 1-3171 (1056 amino acids)
Biological process (GO): signaling
Cellular component (GO): postsynaptic specialization; glutamatergic synapse
Molecular function (GO): molecular adaptor activity
Source: RefSeq, a predicted model, not a curated record